Molecule: messenger RNA, 1887 nt
Organism: Menidia menidia (Atlantic silverside)
Lineage: Eukaryota; Metazoa; Chordata; Actinopteri; Atheriniformes; Atherinopsidae
Source: the annotation of a GenBank genome assembly
AUGAAUCCCAUCAUUAAUUUAGUCAGUCUUAUUUGUAUUUCUUGCUGCCGUCCCAGGCGCCGCAGUAAAUGGGACCAGCCGGGCCCCGGCUCUGGCUCCAGCGGGAUGGGGGAGGCGGAGGCUGCGCCCACCGGGGCUCUGGAUGCUGCAGCCGCCGUGGCUGCCAAGAUCAACGCCAUGUUGGUGGCCAAAGGCAAACUCAAACCCUCACAGAUAGGCAUCCCUGGACCAGCUGAGAAGGUUUUGGGCGGUGGAAAGCCUUCAGUGCCUCCAAAAGCUAAAGAUGACUUGGUUGUAGCAGAAGUGGAGAUCAAUGAUGUCCCAAUCACCUGUCGAAACCUGCUGACCCGGGGGCAAACGCAAGAUGAGAUCAGUAAAGUGAGCGGCGCAGCGGUCUCAACCAGAGGGCGCUACAUGGCAGCCGAGGAGAAGGGCAAAGCACUUCCAGGGGAUCGACCUCUUUACUUGCACGUCCAAGGACAGACACGGGAGCUUGUCGACAGAGCUGUCAAUAGAAUUAAAGAAAUAAUCACCAACGGUGUAGUAAAAGCUGCAACGGCUUCAUCAUCCGCCUCAUCUUUCUCACCGGGCGGGGCCUCAGUCACAGUGUACCACCAACACAACCCACCUCCACCCACGCUGCCCCCAGUGAACAACCACAAACCUCACUUCCAAUCAGGGAUGCAUUAUGUCCAAGAUAAGGUUUUUGUGGGCCUGGAGCAUGCUAUUCCAGGGUUUGUGGUCAAAGAGCGAGUGGAGGGCCCUGGGUGUUCAUACCUGCAGCACAUUCAGGCAGAAACUGGAGCCAAAGUCUUCCUCAGAGGAAAAGGAUCAGGCUGUUUAGAGCCUGCGUCUGGGCGCGAGGCCUUUGAACCAAUGUACAUUUACAUUAGUCACCCUAAACCAGAGGGACUCGCAGCAGCUAAAACCUUGUGUGAGAAUCUGCUUCAGACGGUCCAUGCGGAGUAUUCUCGAUAUCUUAAUCAAAUGAGCACGAUGAUGCCAACGCAACAAGGCUUCGCACAGCCUCCAGUAGUGAAUGGGAUACCUCCCCAACCUCCUUACUACCCCACCACUGGAUACCAGCCUGGCUACCCCCUGCCUGUUCCCCCAGCCCAGCCCCAGCCUGUUCCUCCACCGUAUGCGGUGCCACCUCCCAUAACCCCUGUGGCACCUGCAGGUGUGCCGUCCCAGUACCCGCUACGCCCGGCCCCGGCCCCCGCUCACACUCCUGUCCCUGCUCCCGUUCCUGCCCCCGUUCCCUCUGUGGCACGUGCUCCAGCUCCUGCUCCAGAUACUCUGCCCCAGACGCUUCCUCCGGCACACUUUCCUCCUCUGUCUGCUGCAGCACCGCCCAAAGCUGCACCUCCUGCUGCUCCAGCCAACCCACCGCAGAAAAGACGCUUCACAGAGGAAGUUCCAGACGAGAGGGACAGGGGCCUACUUGGAUACCAGCAUGGACCCAUUCAUAUGACUAAUUUAGGUGCAGGCUUCUCAGUGGGCAGCCCAGAGACUGCAGGACCCGCACAACAGAGUCCCUCCGGCCCGGCGAGUGAGAGGGACAGUAGGCAGCUAAUGCCUCCACCACCAUCUCUGCACGUUAACGGAGUGAGACCCAAGAUGGAGGAGAGGAGGGCAUUGCAAGGCCCUGUGGAGCCGUCGGCAAAAAGACUAAAAACGGGCUUGGUGGCAUACACCGGUGACUCGUCUGACGAAGAGGAAGAGCACCCCAUCUCCAAAGCCUCAGGGCCAGGUAACCCUGGGACUGCUCCCCCCACCUCCACCUCAUCAGGCUGGCCACAGGGCUACCGCUGCCUGCCUCCACCACCCCCCCGUGCCAAAACACAGCCCCAACAGCAGACCAUGCCUUUCUGGAUGGCUCCUUAA